This is a messenger RNA of Panthera uncia (snow leopard), 5145 nucleotides long. It is a transcript of the gene CC2H3orf52, whose product is annotated as chromosome C2 C3orf52 homolog. The coding region runs from base 119 to 811 and encodes 230 amino acids. The transcript is spliced from 5 exons. Lineage: Eukaryota; Metazoa; Chordata; Mammalia; Carnivora; Felidae. The record is from RefSeq and is a predicted model, not a curated record.
UCUGCCCCGCCGCGCCCGCGGGGGGCGGAGUGUGAGCUCGCCGGGAGGCCGCUCUGGACUCUGCACCCCUACGUGUGUGCGCCCUACUUCCCGCGUGUCAGCAGUCCUCUGCCUGCCCAUGGAAGGGGCCGGAUCCCCAUCGACGGGGGAAGAGCUGGAGCUCUCGGUGCUCGGGGGGCAGCCCGACGAGCAGAAGCCUCUCAACGGAACCGUCCAGGUCAUCCCUCUCUCGGCCGAGGAGUCCCGCGCAGCCCAGGCUAACAAGGAGAACCCUUGGAGCUCCUGUAAUAAGAAAUUGAUUGGAAAGUGCAAACUGUGGAUGGUCAUUGCCUCUGUUUUCCUAGGUCUCAUUGUAGUGAUCAUCAUAAGCUUAUGUCUUAUUGGAGCAACUUACAUCGAUGAAGAUGAAAACGAAAUACUUGAAUUAUCAUCAAAUAAAACAUUCUUGGUCGAGCUAAAGAUUCCAGAGGACUGUGUUACUGAGGAGGAGUUGCCUCACCAGCUCAGGAAAAGGCUCACAGAUGUGUAUAGUUCAUCCCCGUCUCUGAGUCGUUACUUUACUUCAGUGGAAGUUAUGGACUUCAGCAGUGAAAAUGCCACCGUAGCCUACCACCUGCAAUUUGGGGUUCCUUCAGAAGAUGACAGUUUUAUGAAGUAUAUGAUGAGUAAAGAGUUGGUGCUGGGCAUUUUACUACAGGAUCUCCAUGAUCAGAGAGUGUCCGGUUGUGAGACUUUGGGGCUUGAUCCAGCAUCCCUCUUGCUCUACGGUAAGUCGAAGAAGUCAGGAAGGCAGAGUUGUGACCUUCAGUAAGUGAACCAGAUGGAGGGCAGCUGGUUUGGUUUGAUUUCUGCGCAAGUGAUGUUCACGCUCCAUGGAGGAGGUUACACGGUCCUGCCUCCAUGAGCAGACAGAGUAGGUGGGAAAAAAUAAUUAAAUUGUAAAGAUGAGGCUAAAUGUUUCCCUGUUGUAGCUCACCCACAUUUGGAGUCCCAUAUCCCACUUUGCAACAUCAUUGGUGAGCUUCAUGAAAAUGCCACGGUUUCACAAGAGAAGUAUUGGAUUUGGAACGAAUGAUACCUCUAAAUCAUUGAAAGAUUAUCUCAGUAUGAGAAACCGAUCUCCUUUUUCUGUUGAAGGCCACUGAGUCUAUUACAUUAACAGAGGGGCAUGAAAGGGCAAAUCAGUCUCUUUGGAAAGUUAAUCAACUUACUCAUCUACUUUUGAAACCAAGAGUGGAAUGAGAACAUUGGUAUGUUACUUUUCAUCAGCAUGGAAAACACCCUGCUUGUCAGAACCUGAGAAUUUUUAAGACUUUGCACAAAACCCGGUGAAAAGGAAGGUGGGGAGGUGAAGUAACCACAAGCCUUGGAGACGCGCCUCCAUGGCAUCUGCACUGGGAGCUUCGGCCUGACCUCUGGUCUCACUUCCCACCCUGAUCCCUCGCUUGGAGGCGCAGGGGCCCUUGUUAGUUAGCCCAUAAUGCCGACCAUCUUGUAUAUUUCAUCAUCUGUGAUCCGCCGGAAAUACUUUCUGCACACCGGUAGUAGUAAAUGCCAGUUAAAUGAGUGAAAAAGGCAAAUUAGGAGAUGUAGUUAGCACCAGGCACGGUGCCAGCCAGCCUAGAAUCAGAAGAGCAGGACAGAUUGCCAAGUACUCCUGUUCCUACAUAGUAUGAGAAGGGGUGUUCAUUCUACUGGCAUUUCUUGAUGACGGGAAGUGAAAGUAGGCUAAUCCUUGUUUAAGACGGUGUAGUUAUAUAAAGCAGGUCUUAAAGCUUGCUUUUUCCCAAAUAAGUAGAAUGAAUGAUAUUCAGAAGGCCAAAUUUAAGCUCACUGAGAAUGAAUUGCUUCCUCACAGAGCAGUUUUACUUACCUGAAUAAGUAAAGUGUGUCUGUGGGCCAGACAGAGAGCAUCCAAGUGUAGGGUGAAGAGGUUAUGCACCCCUCAACAGGAAUUUUAGAAAGAGAGAGAGAGAGAAGGGAGGAAGGAAAGAAGGGAGGCAAGGAAGGAAGGAAGGGAGGAAACCCUUCAACCCCCUGCUGUAUGCAGAGGUGAGAGAAGGGAGGUGCAGCUGCCUGAGAUGCAUCUGGUGGCCGUUGCUGUGUCAUGAGUGACCUCGAUUUUCCGAGCCCCCUCUGUACUUUGGUGGUUACCAGCUCUUUCCAAAGGUAGGCAGGGAAAGUAGAAGAGGAGGGUGAGAAAAAGUUGAGAGGGUUAUAAGAGUGGGAGGGCCACUCAGAGGGCAGUGGCUUGUGAGCCUGGGGAGAGCUUGGGAAGAAUUUAAGCUCAGACAGAUGGCCUUGGAGACAUAUCCCUGGGGCCAGACGGCGGCAGGUGCCCGAAGGAUGCAGCCAGGAGUAAGCAGGAGAUUGUAUCAUUGUUCCUCUCAGACCUUUCUGCUGGGGUGGGGGGUUUCUAUGACCCCGCGUCCACUUUCUAGAGCAUGCAUGUGCAGUGUUUGAGCCAUUCGAUACCCUCAGGAUUGUGAGUAUCAGUCCAACGGGAGACAACACAGUGACCAUUUGGGAAGAGUGAGGAAGGAAGAAGAGAGACCCCGAAAAGGCAGGCAGGCUAAGGGAGGGGACGAGCUCAGUCAGGGAUAGGUGGGCUGAGCAGAGGCCCCUGGGAGGGACCCAGUGAGACCCCAUGUGUUCUUAGGCCAGUUUUCCAUGUUCACCGCACUGUGGGUCUGAGGGUUACCCCACCCGCCCCCCGUGAUCCUCUGGGCAACCAGUUUCCCACAGAGAUGCUGCUCCAGUUCUGCAAAGAGCAAUGAUUCUUCUUCUUCUUUUUUUUUUUUUUUUAAGUUUAUUUAUUUUGAGAGAGAGAGUGAGAGAGAGAAAGAAUCCCAAGUAGGCCCUGCACAGUGUGGAGCCUGAUGGGGGGCUCGAACUCACGGAUUGUGAGAUCAUGACCUGAGCUGAAGCCAGGACUUAACUGACUGGGCCACCCAGCCACUCCAAAGAACAAUGAUUCUUAAAAUUCUUCUUCCAGAAGCGCCUGGAUGGCUCAGUUGGUUAAGUGUCUGACUUCUUGAUUUUGGCUCAGGUCGUGAUCUCACAGUUCAUGAGUUCAAGCCCUGCACUGUCAGUGGAGAGCCUACUUGGAAUUCUCUCUCUUUCCCUCUCUCUCUGCCCCUUCCCCAGUCUCUCUUUCUCUCUCUCUCUAAAUAUAUAAACUUAAAAAAAUAUUUUCCCACGUAAUAAGAGCUUUUAGGAUUGAUUCCCUUAGCAACUUUCAAAGGUACCACACAGCAGUGUUAACUCUAGCCCUCAUGCUGCACAUUCCACCCCCAGAACUUAUUUAUCUUACAAUUGGAAGUUUGUGCCUUUUCACCACCUUCACCCGGCCCUCUCCCUCUGCAACCCAUCUGGUCUCUUUUUCUAUGAGUUUGUUUUUCCUAGAUUCCACGUGUAAGUGAGAUCGUGCAACAUUUUGCCUUUCUCCGUCUGACUUUGGUCACAUAGCAUGCCGCCCUCAAGGGUAACGGAACUGCUUUACUAGAUCUCACCUCCCCCUUCUGCUAUUUUUGAGCUCCUUCACUUUAUGGGUGUUUGGGGGCCUGGGGAUGGGGUGGGGGUCAGUCUGUUUUACAAAUGUAAAAUGGCAGCACGAGUUAUUUUAGACAUCUUGACCUGGGGUAGUUAUUUUGUACUGUUUUCGCAUAUGUGAAGGACUCAGCUAGACUAAAUGAAGGCAAGAGCCAGAUUUGUGUGAGAGAAAAGAGGAAAACGCUGCAAGCAGUGAGAAGAGUGAAUCCUGUUUGCACAUUUUGGGGGUAAACUGAUGAGCUGGCUGCAGGCAGAGGAGCCAACGUGUGAGUUCCGGUUUUGACAGGACUGCUUGGUAUCUAGGAAAAUCACUUAGGUUGUGUAUUGAUUUUCCAGGAAUCUUGGAAAGUUUAGCCAAGAGGCACUAAUUCUCAAGUGGGGUCAGUUUUGCCCCUCCACCGCCCCCUUGGGGUAGCUGGUAAUGUCUGCCGAUGUUUUUAGUUGUCACGAUUGGGUGCGUGUAUGAGAUACUAGCAUCUAGCAUCUAGAUACCAGCAUCUGACUAUCUUACAAGGCACAGGGCCCCUCUCUACUGUGGUAGAGGUUUUUCCCCUCUGGGGAAAAAAACAAAAAAACCAAAACCUCAAGGCAACCUGGCUGGACGCAUGCGUGACAACAUCCCUCAUGACCCUAUAGCAUGAGACCACUCAAUCAGGCUGCAUGUUUGUGUGUGACCAUAUAGGGAGACAAAGAAAUAGAAAAUGUAUAUAAAAAACUAUGCUACCUGCCGUUCGGGGCUCAGUGCUUCGGGUACGAACCCAGCUAAGCGGCGCCUGCAUGGGCGAAGUUGCUUCCUGGAAAGAAAAGCCUCAGUGUCACGACUCUCUGUGCGAGAAUCCUGCUACACUACUACAAAGAUUUGUCCAGCCCCAAAUGUCAACUGUGAGGACCCUGUGGCAGUGCACGGACCCUCCAUGUGAUGGUCCUCAGGUCCUUGCAUGGGCAUCUCCACCUUGGUCAAGCCAGGUCCACGCCAUUUCCCUCAUCAGACUUGCUCACAGUCUAUUGUAUACCAUUUAACACACUGAAAAUUUAGAGGCUAGUAGAUAUCUAUUAGCUAGAGGCUAAUAGAUUAUGAAAACGGACAUCAUUUAAAUGUCCUCAGCACCCAAAAGGCUUCAACAAAAUGUUAUCGUGAAUCAUACCCAAAUGAAUGAGCAACGGGUUAUCUGCGUUUUGAAAAGCAUUCAGGGGCACGUGGGUGGCUCAGUCAGUUGAGGUCCCACUCUUGAUUUUGGCUCAGGUCAUGAUCUCCUGGUUGGUGAGUUCGAGCCCUGCAUCGGGCUCAUGCUGAUGGUGUGGAGCCUGCUUGGGAUUCUCUCUCUCUCUCUCUCUCUCUCUCUCUCUCUGCCCUUCCCCAGUUUGGGGGCUAUCUCUCUCUCUCUCAGAAUCAAAAAAAAAAAAAAAUUAAAAAAAAAAAAAAAAAAAAGAAAAGCAUUCAGAGAUACGUGUGUGUAUUGACCGAAGAGAAAACUUCCUCUGUUAGGGAUUUAUAGGCAUUUCAAGUUUACAUAAGAGUUUAUUUUCGAACCCAAUGAAAUAAAAUGAAAGCAUAAAUCUGUACAAUAAUCAUGAUUUAAAAAAAUUAAUGAC